AUGUCCAAACACUUGGGCGUGCGCUGUGGCGACCUGCAGAUCGCGUACAUGCGUUGCAAAGAGAAAUAUAACCACCCAGAGGACUGCCUACAAGAGGCCAAGGCGGUGGUGCGCUGCUCGGACAACCUCCUGCUGGAGAUGCUCGAGAAGGUCCCCCGCGAAUUCAAAGACUACUGCGACUGCCUCGAUUACUACACCCUGGACAUUCGGAAGUGCCGCGCGGAGCAGAAGACACUCGAGAAGGCCAGCCCGCCCAGCUGA
This is a messenger RNA of Monoraphidium neglectum, 261 nucleotides long. RefSeq lists its product as hypothetical. The transcript is spliced from 3 exons. Gene Ontology annotation, biological process: mitochondrial electron transport, NADH to ubiquinone. The record is from RefSeq and is a predicted model, not a curated record. NCBI's taxonomy places the organism in Eukaryota, Viridiplantae, Chlorophyta, Chlorophyceae, Sphaeropleales, Selenastraceae. The coding region runs from base 1 to 261 and encodes 86 amino acids.